Messenger RNA from Caenorhabditis bovis, 618 nucleotides. The record is from the annotation of a GenBank genome assembly. NCBI's taxonomy places the organism in Eukaryota, Metazoa, Nematoda, Chromadorea, Rhabditida, Rhabditidae.
AUGAAUGAUUCUCAGAGUCGCGAGAUGGUCGAUGAAGAUGAUGACACGAUUCAAGAUGCUCCGUCGAUUAAACAGAAAAGAAGGGGAACUCCGAGUGGAAAUGAUUCGGAUAAGAAAAUGGAACAGUACACGGCAACGACUUUUGUUGAAAAAGCUCGCUUCUAUUUGUCGCAAUCACCACCGGAUCUCGUUCAAUCAUCAGAGAAAAUUUGGUUUGCCGCCGUCUAUGCCGUGAAAAAGCUAUUUUUAACUUCUGGAGGUAUUGAUUUAAAAUCCCAUAAAGCUUUAAAUUAUUUCUGUCGAUUUGCGCUUGCUAAUUCUGGAUUACCAACGGAUCGUGGCUUUUUCCUCUUUGACACUUGGACGAAAGCCGAAAAAAUGCACCAAGAUGUGUACGGGUCAUGGAACUUCCGCUCACACGAAUACGCGCAAAUCAUCACCGAUGUUGAGACUUUUGUGAAAGAUUUCGACAAUUUUGAUCAACGGAAGCUAUGGGAUGAAUUCGAGAGGAAAUUUAUCGUCGGAACAGAACAAAAUGUUACGGUUAAAAAGGUAUCUCCACAGACCAUCAAUCUUGGUGGCUUCUGUUUUAAGUCUGAGUACUCCGUUUUCGUUUAA